GUUCACUGAAACGAAAAGCAGCAGUCUGGCGGGAAAGAUUUGGUGCGGAGAAAGCUCCGGUGUUUCCGCACUAAGGUACAGUACUCGUAUGUACUGGUAGAUAUCUCCACCCCAUGGAUAGCUUGUCAACGGCCGCUACCUACCACGUAGGUAGACACUCACUGCAGUAUCUUAACUUCUUAAGGUCACCAUUCUGUAUCUUCAGUACCGUGGUAUCUUCAGCACGUUGAUCGUAUCGUCCCGUCCAGUAAAUUUGACGACUGUUUCCAGCCACCAUCUUUUCCACACACCGCUUUAUUCGCUCCCAGACUGCAUGCCCAGACCCUAUCUAGUAGGCUAGCAAACCGUUUCCUCAUCCUCGGCAUGUCACUAUGUCACUUUCUGAACUCUGGUCAUGUACGGGAGGUUGUUAGGUUUGGCCCUUUGGUUGUCCAGGCAAAACUCGACAUGGCAUGCAAAAAUGCUCCGCUGUGCGUUAUACCCCGAUCUCAAACCUUGCACAGUAUCGCCUGAAGCUCUAUGCCUUUUGGUUGUUGCGGUCAAUGGCCUUUGCGUGGCCAGUGAAUACGGUUCCCGAAUCAUAGGGCCAGUCCCCAAUGAAUUAUAGCGGGCAGGUUGCAGAUAAAAGGCUUCCGGGGGUCAACCGCUGAUUGGGGGCUAUCUAGCCUUACCGACAAAUCGAGUGCAAUUCUGACUCUUGACCAUGACCCCACCUUGUCGACGCUUGCGGUCCCCAAGCUCGCACCGACGAAUCACCUCCAUGGUCUAUGCCCUUCUCUUCGGAUGAUUGCAUACUGAUCAUGAGAACAACUCUGAAAGCAGUAAGCAGAUCUCUGGCGUUGUAU
Exophiala viscosa is the source of this 845-nucleotide messenger RNA. RefSeq lists its product as uncharacterized. The transcript has a single exon. Lineage: Eukaryota; Fungi; Ascomycota; Eurotiomycetes; Chaetothyriales; Herpotrichiellaceae. The coding region runs from base 395 to 607 and encodes 70 amino acids. The record is from RefSeq and is a predicted model, not a curated record.